AUGCCUUUCCGAAAUCUUUAUCGGCAGCUGUCUGCCUCUCAUGACUUUCAAAACCAGCAGACCUUCCAACGUCACUCUCAACUAGCAAUCGUUGAUCCCGACUCACUCGAUUACACCGGGUGGCAUGAGAUGGACUUCACCCAAAUGCCCCUCACCUCACCCAUGGCAAACUCCAGCCCUCAGCAAGCUCAGGGUCAGAAGUACUCGUCCAAUAUGGAUACCGAUGUAGACCCUAUGGCCUAUCUAAGGUCACGAGGGCAGAACUCCACUGGCACAGUGGUCAGCCCUGCUUCCCAGCAGCAGCAACAAUCUCCCCUCUCAGGAGAUGUGUAUUCUACUGGACCCUUCUCCUACUCUCAGCUUCUCAACAUGGACACCGAUCUCACGUCGAUGGAUAGCAGCUCACGCACCGAUGGUGACUCGAACAUGACGAGUGCUCUGUCUGUCACCGAUUCUCUCAAUACCUCACCUCCUCUCAGCACGCUCGACCCCAUCGCCAUCUCCUUCUCAAAGCAAGACCCUGCAGAGAAGCUGUGCCCCCUAAUAGCAGGACAAGUCGACUCUUGUCAACCGUCAAGAUGCGGCCCCGAUGCUCCAUGCAUGAACUUCACCACUCUCCCUCCCAUCGAGGAAUGCACAUCCGUUCCAUGCAUAACCCAUGAGACAUCUCCCAAUGAAACCAUGAUCACCAGCGACAGCGUCUCGGUAUCACUACAUCAAAGACCAAGCGCGGGCUCAAGGUCCAAGACCGCGCCUUCAGCCGUUCACCGCUCCCCAUCUACCUCGAACGACCAAGCCCAGUCCGUACCUCUACCUUCUCGACGAUCACGAGCAGCUCCCGCCACUGCAGCACGCAAACAAGCAAGCAAGGCGAAGCUCACUAAGACCGAGACCACAGGCAGUAUUGCUUCGGACGACGAAGAAGAUGACGACCAAUCUGGGGAUAAAUCUACGGCUCCUUCCAAAACCGACGCCAAACAACGCGCCAAGCAAGCUCACUCCCUGGUCGAGCGCAAAUAUCGCGAAAAUUUGAACGCGAAGAUCGCACAGUUGCACGUCACCCUGCAGUCGACGCACUACGGUCCCAAGAAUGGCGAAGAAGACGAGGAGGAGGCGCCGGCACCAGUGCCAGCGAACAAAGUGCGCAAGAGCGAUGUCCUGACCGAGGCCAUGAACUACGUCAACCAGACGGAAGUCGAGAUGCGCCACAUGGACAACGAAAUCCAAAGAUUAAGUGACCGUGUGAGGGCACUCGAGAAAUUGGUCCGAUGUGAGGACUGCAGCCUGCUGAAGCAGAUGGUCCAUAUGCAGGUGCAGCCCGUGUGA
Molecule: messenger RNA, 1326 nt
Organism: Exophiala viscosa
Lineage: Eukaryota; Fungi; Ascomycota; Eurotiomycetes; Chaetothyriales; Herpotrichiellaceae
Exons: 1
Coding region: 1-1326 (441 amino acids)
Molecular function (GO): protein dimerization activity
Source: RefSeq, a predicted model, not a curated record